UUUAUAAACAAUCAACUUAUUUGUGGUCUUUAUUAUAGAAUCAACAUCUGUACCAGUAGCAGUGAACUAACCACCAUGAACAAUUUUAUCUGAGUAAUGAAAAUAAUUUUUCAAUGAACGUGAUGUCAUAGAUGCGGAGUAAACAAUAGUAAUAAUUAACAAUUGUCUCCUAUUUUGUGCCAUACCCUACUUAAAUGUAACUCAACUCAGCAUGAAUGAUGUUUUUUUGCUGACUCUUCUAUUAUUAUUUAAAUUUUAUCUUAUAAAUUAGAUAUGUGGUUAGUGUUUAUCAUCCAGUGCUGUGCACUGGGAAUUGCACAGGAGAUUCAGAACGUAAAUAAUUAUCAACCAGAUGAAUAUGCAACAAAUGACCAAGUGAAUAAUGCAAACAAUCACCACCCAAACACAUACAAUAAUGCAGAUUUCAACACAAAUAGGUAUGUGGGAAAUCAGGGAUAUUACGAGGAACUAAAGUGCCCAGAACAUUGGUACCAGUUCCAAGAUUCAUGCUACAGAUUCAUUAAAUCACCUUUGAAGGCGUAUUCUGAUGCAAAGAGAAUUUGUCAGGCAUACUCUGUGAAUGUUGGGGGGUGUGACCUCGUGUCAAUAUCAUCCCCAGAAGAACAUGGUUUCAUCAUCCAACAUUUGAACUGGAUUGAUCCACAGCACAGGAGAUGGUACAUUGGAGCAAACCAACAAGGUGGAAACUAUUAUUCAAACCCAGACGGUAAACCGUUUAUAAACGUAGAAAAUGCUAUUUUACCAGUUGAAAACCCUUAUGGUAAAGAUUAUUUGGCGUAUAACUUCUCUAGAACACUGAUGCAUUGGGCAUUCCAACCAGUUAGGGGAGAUGAGCCUUUAUUAUAUAUUUGUGAGGCCCACAUCCAGGCUGUACAAAGACUAGUUACUGAGGAGAGGAACUAUACUUAUGGUAUUGAUGUUCUUAAUCCAGAAAGAAUCCCUAGGGGGCCCUAUUUUAUUAAGCAACCAGUUGAUGUCACCUUUGACACAUCUAAAAGGAAGCUAUACAAUGAUAUUAGCUUAAGUUGUUUAGCUGGUGGUUACCCCACUCCCACCUACGAGUGGUUCAGGGAGAGUUACGAAAAUGACAGACUAAUUGCGAGGAAAAUAGAUCCUCUGGUAGAUGAUCGUUACACUACAAGUGGAGGAAUGUUGAUCAUAAAUAACCCCCUACAAAAACUAGAUCACGCAACUUACCAUUGCAAAGCAUCGAACAAAUUUGGGACAAUAAUCUCGGAAAGUGUCCAGUUAAAUUUCGGUUUCAUCCUCGAAUUCGUUUUGAAACGUUCACCUGAGUCGGGCGACCAAAAUUGGGGUAAAUCCAUCUAUUGUGACCCCCCAAAUCACUUCCCUUCAGUCACAUAUUCAUGGUCCAGGGACUACUUUCCUAAUUUCGUCGAAGAAGAUAGAAGGGUUUUCGUGUCCAAUGAUGGAGCUUUGUACUUCUCAGCUUUGGAAACCAUCGACAGGGCUAACUACAGUUGUAGCGUCCAAUCUGAGUUCUCCGAUUCUGGGAGGAAUGGCCCGUUUUUCCCGUUGAGGGUUAACCCCCACUCCAACUAUCAGCAGUUGAAGUUCCCCAAUAACUUCCCUAAGGCUUUUCCAGAAGCUCCCACGGCCGGAAAAGAUGUAAGACUCGAGUGUGUAGCCUUUGGAUACCCUGUACCAAGCUACAACUGGACCAGAAGAAACGGAAACCUCCCUAGAAACGCCUAUUUAACCAGCUUCAACAGGGUGUUGAUGAUUCCCAAAGUGCAAGUAGAAGACGAAGGCGAAUACGUAUGUCGAGCAUACAACGACAGAACCAGCACCGAACACAGCGUCGUCCUAAACAUCCAAGCCGAGCCCAAUUUCACAAUCCCGUUGACUGACAAGCACAUCGACAAAAAGGGUCAACUGGUUUGGACCUGUGAAGCUUUCGGAAUACCCGACGUAAACUAUACGUGGUGGAAGAACGGUCGACAAUUAGUCAUGGGGUAUCUCGAACGUGGAGAUGCCGGUCGAAUUAAAAUUCAGGACAAUGUUUUGACAAUCAGCUAUCUGGACGACGAAAGGGACCCGGGAAUGUACCAAUGUAGGGCUUCGAAUUCUUUAAAAACUACGUAUUCUUCCGCCCAGUUACGAGUCUUAGCCUUUAAACCGUCGUUCAAGAAGCGUCCUUUGGAAUCAGAAACGUACGCGGCGGAACAAGGUAACGUCACUUUAAGAUGUAAUCCCGAAGCUGCUCCUCGACCUCAAUUCAUCUGGCUUAAGGAUGGAAAUCAAAUAGCAUCAGGAGGCCACAGAAAAAUUUACGAAAACGGCAAUUUAUUAAUCAGUCCGGUGUCUAGAGACGACGAAGGAGUCUACACUUGUCGAGCUUCCAACGAAUUGGGCACUGACGAGUCCAAAGGAAGGUUGAUUGUAUUACGUGGACCCCGACUAGUGGAACAACUUAGCCCUAGAAUAAUAGCAAACGUUGGUGCCAACAUCGAUUUACGUUGCUAUGCUGUCACUGAUGAAAUGCUGGACGUUGCCUACAUUUGGACUCACAAUGGAAUGACAAUCAGAGACAUAGACGUUCAAAAUUCGUACAACAGAUUGAAAGUUGAUGGCGGUUACUUGAGGAUCAUCAACGCAACCUUCUCGGAUGCAGGAGAGUACAAAUGUAUAGUAAAAUCAGCUGUAGGUAGAAUCUUCUCCAAAUCGGAUGUGAUCAUUGAAGGUCCACCAGGACCUCCUGGCGGCGUUGAAAUCGUCAGCAUACAAAAGAACUCUGCGACCUUAAGGUGGACAGAUGGAGCCAACCAUGGAUCACCAAUUCAGUACUACAUAAUCAGUGGAAGAACUUUGUGGAACAAUACGUGGGUGAACAUUUCAGAAGGAAUUGACGCGAGGGAAAUUGACCGGUACACUGGAAGGAAGGAAACCACCAUAGAGAAUACAAGCAGCAAUUGGCUGACACCUUGGUCCGUAUAUGAGUUCAGAGUGGCAGCCAUUAAUGCCUUGGGAGUUGGUCCACCAUCAGCUCCAAGUCCAAGACAAUCAACACCUGCCGACAGGCCUUAUAUUGCUCCAAAGAACAUUGGAGGUGGAGGCGGCAAAAUUGGUGACCUCACAAUCACUUGGACACCACUAAGAUCCGACGAACAAAACGGAAAGGGCAUCCAUUACAAGAUAUAUUGGAAACGAAAGGACCAUGAAACAGAAUUCCAAAGCAAAACCCUGAAGGAAUUCGGCAAUAAUGGAAAAGCUGUAGUCCACAUCCCCAUGGAGUUCUAUUACACUGAAUACGUAGUAAAAGUUCAAGCCAUAAACGACAUUGGCCCAGGCCCCAUUAGCCACGAAGUUAUCAUUUAUUCAGCGGAAGACAUGCCUCAGGCAGCACCGCAAUUAGUAGUAGCCAGAUCCUACAAUUCUACAGCAUUGAACGUCAGUUGGGUGCCAAUUUCUGAGACCAGGGAACAAAUCCGAGGCAAACUCAUUGGACACAGGCUUAAAUAUUGGAAGAAGGACACCAAUGAACAAGACAGCGUUUAUUAUCUUUCAAGAACUACAAGACCUUGGGCCAUUAUCGUCGGCUUACAACCUGACACUUACUACUUCGUCAAAGUUAUGGCCUAUAAUGCUGCCGGAGAAGGCCCGGAAAGCGAAAGGUAUUUGGAACGUACCUACAGGAAGGCACCUCAAAAACCCCCGUCGUCCGUUCACAUUUUCGCCAAGGAUCCUUCCACUGUCAAAGUUGUGUGGCGGUACGUUCAGCCGUCAUUGGAGGAAGAACCCUUGCAAGGAUACAAGAUUCGUGUUUGGGAAAUGGACCAGGAUUUGAGUACUGCCAAUGACACAAUCGUACCGUUCGGUGGUAAAUUGGAGGGGUAUGUACGCAACCUUUCUCCAGGGAAGGCUUACAAACUUCGUGUUCUUGCUUUUUCCAAUGGUGGCGAUGGAAGAAUGAGUUCACCCGAACUCACGUUCCAAAUGGGUGAUCCAAAACAUUACAGAAGUUGAUCUCAAGGUGCUGCUAUGAAUCUCUUAGUGUUAAUUGUUACAAUGUGCCUUAGUGUAUGCAAUAAUACUAAAAUAAGUGUGAUCAAUCAUUUUAUUAGAGAUUUAAUUACAGAUUUAAAGAAUGA
This is a messenger RNA of Aethina tumida (small hive beetle), 4133 nucleotides long. RefSeq names its product contactin-like. Gene Ontology annotation, biological process: cell-cell adhesion. The record is from RefSeq and is a predicted model, not a curated record. Lineage: Eukaryota; Metazoa; Arthropoda; Insecta; Coleoptera; Nitidulidae. The coding region runs from base 274 to 4008 and encodes 1244 amino acids. The transcript has 10 exons. Gene Ontology annotation, molecular function: protein binding.